Messenger RNA from Pangasianodon hypophthalmus (striped catfish), 5142 nucleotides. RefSeq names its product nuclear receptor subfamily 5, group A, member 2 (gene nr5a2). Gene Ontology annotation, molecular function: zinc ion binding; RNA polymerase II cis-regulatory region sequence-specific DNA binding; nuclear receptor activity. The record is from RefSeq and is a predicted model, not a curated record. The transcript has 8 exons. The coding region runs from base 1088 to 2605 and encodes 505 amino acids. Lineage: Eukaryota; Metazoa; Chordata; Actinopteri; Siluriformes; Pangasiidae. Gene Ontology annotation, biological process: regulation of transcription by RNA polymerase II; tissue development; hormone-mediated signaling pathway. Gene Ontology annotation, cellular component: RNA polymerase II transcription regulator complex.
GUGUGUGUAUAAUUUUGCGUGUACAGUUAGUUGGUAGACUGUAGAGAGGAUGUCCACUGGUGUCCCCUGUAGCUAAAUUCUCUGGGGCGGUUACAGAUUGUUUCUUCGCGAUUCUCUCUCUACAGGAAUAAAGUGAAUAAAACUAAUAAAAUGAUGAUUAGUAUUUUUUCUAUAUGUACAUCAUUCAUGCCCAUGUUUAUUUUAUUUUAUUUUAUUUGCACUUAUUUCCAGUGUGGAUGAAUGAAUGUCUCGUGUCAUGGGACACAUCAUUAUGCGUAAAUACAGUAUAAUAACAGAAUAAUAAGGCCUGUAAUGAUUGCUGGGAGCGUACUCACAUAGCCCCUGGAGAAGGUGUUUAUAGAAGGUUCAUCUCAUAACGUUGUGCUACAGGACUUACAGGCGCUUUACAGGUCCGUCAUUAGCGCGUUAAACAGCUGGGAUCCGGAGAGAGAGAGAGAGAGAGAGAGAGAGAGAGAGAGAGAGAGAGAGUGGGGGGGGAGUGGAUGUUGGAGCGCAGAGCCUCGGUUCCUCGCAGGUCAUUGGACAGGGCGUGUGACGUCACGCCGGGAGCUCGCCGCUGAUUGGUGGAUGCGGGGUCGAUGCGGCGUAAACAAAGCGGCGAGGAGAGGACUGAACUCCAGUGUGUCUCCGCGUUGGCUGCGCGUACAGAGAGAGCGAGCAGUGCGCAACACCGCAAAGCGUAAAGUUGGUUGACAGUUCACUAGUGCAAUAGCAAGCCCGCAGGAAAAGAAAAGAAAAGAAAUAUCUAGGUGUACUCUUGGUAAUUCUGUGCUGAUGAGAGUUGACACUUUGUUCAAUGCGUUUCUCUAAUUAAAAAAAAAGAAAGAAAGAAAGAAAACAGCAGCCCUCUGCGCUCCUCCUCAGUGGUGCUGCGCGCAGUGGUGCGUGUGUAGCUCCAGCGCGCGCUGCAGGCCUGCAGUAGCUCAGGUCGCGCGACGGCAGCAUGAACUUCUGCACCGGCCGGCUUUACCGCUGUCAUCUGUAGCCUCCAUAGCACGCGGGAUUCCCGAAGCCUGGUGGAUCGCCGGACAGAGCGGCGUCUCUUCUGCGCUUUAGCGGAGCUGUCAUGCUGCCCAAAGUCGAGUCAGACUGCCUGGGACUCGCUCGGUCGCAUGGGGAGCAGGGCCAUAUUCCUGCAAACAUGCAAGCCCCUCAGUUUAAAAUGAUGGACUACUCCUAUGAUGAAGACCUGGAUGAGAUGUGUCCCGUGUGUGGAGACAAGGUGUCCGGAUAUCACUAUGGCCUGCUCACCUGUGAGAGCUGCAAGGGCUUCUUCAAGCGCACUGUGCAGAACAACAAGCGCUACACGUGUAUCGAGAACCAGAGCUGUCAGAUAGACAAGACACAGCGUAAGCGUUGCCCUUACUGCCGCUUCCAGAAGUGCCUCAACGUCGGCAUGAAGCUAGAAGCUGUGAGGGCGGACCGCAUGCGUGGUGGUCGCAACAAGUUCGGCCCCAUGUACAAGCGGGACCGUGCGCUUAAGCAACAGAAGAAAGCACUGAUCCGUGCAAGCGGCCUCAAGCUGGAAGCCAUGAACCACACCAUGCAGACCGCACCCGCUGACCUCACUAUCUCCUCCGCCAUCCAGACCAUCCACUCAGCUUCCAAAGGGCUGGCACUGAGCCACCACCACCACCACCAUCAUCACCAACACCAUCAACAUCACCAGCAUCACCAGUCCAGCUCUGACUAUGACCGCAGCCCCUUUGUCCCAUCGCCCGUCAGCAUGGCCAUGCCACCGCAGGGCUACCAGGCCUAUGGGCACUUCCAGAGCCGAGCCAUCAAGUGCGAGUACCCCGAGCCGUACAGCAGCUCACCUGAGUCGUUGAUGGGCUACGCAUACGCCGAGGCGCCAGGCUUCCCGCGCUUGGUAGCUGAGCUGCUCAAGUGUGAGCCUGAUGAGCCACAAGUGCAGGCCAAGAUCCUGGCCUACCUCCAGCAGGAACAGGCCGGCCGCAGCAAGCACGACAAGCUCAACACGUUUGGCCUCAUGUGCAAGAUGGCUGACCAGACGCUCUUUUCUAUCGUCGAAUGGGCGCGCAGCAGCAUCUUCUUCCGUGAGCUGAAGGUUGAUGACCAAAUGAAGCUUCUCCAAAAUUGUUGGAGCGAACUUCUCAUCCUUGACCACAUUUUCCGUCAGGUGAUGCACGCCAAGGAGGGCUCUAUCCUGCUGGUUACAGGGCAACAGGUGGAUUAUGCGCUAAUUGCGUCUCAAGCUGGGGCAACACUCAACAACCUCCUGAGUCGGGCGCAGGAGCUGGUGAGCAAGCUGCGCUCCCUUCAGCUGGAUCAGAGAGAGUUCGUCUGCCUCAAGUUCCUGGUGCUGUUCAGCUUAGACGUGAAGAAUCUGGAGAACUUCCACCUGGUGGAGAGCGUUCAGGAGCAGGUGAACGCGGCGCUGCUCGAUUACGUCAUGUGUAACUACCCGCAGCAGACAGAUAAAUUCGGCCAGCUGUUGUUGCGGCUGCCUGAGAUCCGCGCCAUCAGCCUGCAGGCCGAGGAAUAUCUUUACUACAAGCACCUGAACGGUGAUGUGCCCUGCAACAACCUGCUCAUCGAGAUGCUGCACGCAAAGCGCGCCUGAUUGAAGCAUUUCUGAAUCAACACAAUGCACACACUGCUCCCAGACAACACUCUUCCAGUCCAGCAUCAUCAGCAGCCACAGCAUCGAAACAGGCACUCAGAUGCCUCCACACAUCAGUGCUGUGCUUCCGCUGCGCUGAACGGUUCACGUCGAUUCCGUGGUUUGGGCCAAAACAGAGAAGGAGAGAGGGAGUCAAUAAACACUUGAAAAUGAGCUUUUGGAUGACGGGGAAUCCAUUUAGCCCCCAAUCCAACAGAACAGUGAUGUAAUGACUUCUGAUCUCUUGGUACAGUUCUAAUCAAUUUGCAAAACAUCACCUGUUUUGUGAGCAGCUAAACUUAGGCUAUAAUAAUUUCCCCUCCCUGAGACUGAAAGCACGAGAUGGCACAUUUCACUUCUUCUCCAAGACUUGGACCUGUCAUUUCUCUUGACAGUCAUUCAGUUGGCUCCGUUUACGAUAGAGCUAGAGCUGUAGAGUGACGUCAUCCGGAUCAGCUGAUUGUAACUGUGCCACCCACACUUCACCAGAAAUGUGCAUACUUAAUGACAGCAUAUAAACAGUAUAUCUCUGUUCAGAUAGCAGGACUUCUCUUCGUCUUACUCAAGAGGUUACAACAUGUCCUCCUCUGAAAAAAAAAAAGUCGGUUUAUGAACUUUUUACCUCUAAAUCAGUACCUGUUCUUUCAUUUCUAAGUUAUUAAAACGGUUAUGUUUAUCAGUAUGGUUUCACUGAUGCAGUGUUGGAGAAAGAAACACUAUAAAACUGUAAGAUUGUAAAAAGACACUAUAAGAUCCUUUUUGUUCUUCAAACCCCUUCAUCACAAUGUGGAAGACACUGUUGCAGAGCCAAGAUGAAGCAAUACUGCCUCAGUCCAAACCAGACCAAAGCCUGCUGCAGAACAAACACAACAAACAAACAACCUUUAUUGUCAGUAUUAUGUGAGUCUUGCCUUAUUUUAUUACCAUGCUAGCUAACUGUGCUGAUGUGAACUAUAACAUGUAAAAAUAGUAAUAUACAUAUAUAUAUAUAUAUAUAUAUAUAUAUAUAUAUAUAUAUAUAUAUAUAUAUAUAUAUAUAUAUAUAUAUAUAGUACUGUGCAAAAGUCUUAGACACCCUAUUUUUUUUUAGUAAAAACUUUUUACUUUAUGACUUCCACAUUAUCGAGUCAGUACAAAAGUAUUUUAGAUUCCAAACAUUAGUUUUCCAGCACAGAAUUAAAUGUUACAGAAAAGUGUUUGUAUGUCACUAAAGAAAGCUGCAUAUUAAAAACAUAAUGAAGGCUGCUGGGUUUUGCAGCAAAAAUAAGAAGCAAGUGCAACAGUCAAAGUCUCCAGAAGACCUGGGGCUGCUUCUGCAAGAUGCUCAGUAACACUUACCAGAUAAUUUCUGUGUAAAACUUCACAAACUGUACCUGAGACUACUAAUUUUUUAUUUAAGCAAAGGAUCGUCACACCAAAUAUUGGCUUUGUUUCAUUAGAAACAUUUCGUUAAUUUUGAAGGCAUCUUUGCUCUACAGCAUUUCUUUGCAAGUGCCUAAGACUUUUGCACAGUACUGUACAUAUAUAUAUAUAUAUAUAUAUAUAUAUAUAUAUAUAUAUAUAUAUAUAUAUAUAUAUAUAUACAUAUGUAAGUAUUAAUGUAAUACAACUAAGCAGAGGUGUUUACAUUCAUGUGGUCAUGUGGGAGAGAACUGUGAUGUAAAGUGGAGGUGAGCUAAAUUGCAAAGCAAUGAAUUCUUAUAAAAAAAAAAAGAAAGAAAGGAAUCUGUUCCUCUGGUUUGCUUUCUUCAGUGUGUACAGUUUUCAUCUUGACCAGUACUUAACAAUGUCGUGAGACACUAAAAUCAGAAAGGAAUCUCACUUUAUAUUUGUGGUUCAGGCUGUUUGGUCGUUUGAUCAAUUUUUAACUGACUGUGCAAGCUUUUUUUUUUUUUUUCUGUCAACUUUAUUUCACGUUUUUAUGUUCUCCUUUCUAAAUGUGUGUCACUGCUUAAGCAUAAGCAUAAUUUAUUGUGUACUGCUUUUACCAGUGUGUGUAAGCACAAGGGCAGUCAAUAAUGAUGUAUUUGUACAUUAAAGCAUGUUUUUAAAAAUGUAUAUACACAAGACAGUUCAGGAGUGAAAAGGUGAUCCUGACACGAAACUUCUGUCCAUCUCCGAUGAGAGGCUCAUUCAAGUGAAGUCAUGUGACUGUGGCGACUUCUUUUUCAACAUGUUCAUCUCAGCCGUGCGUGUGUUCUAUACCAAAGACAGCAUCUGCCCUUUGACUUGUAGUUACCUGCUCUACAUCACAACUAAUGAACAACAGCUCAGAUCCUUUAUCGUGGUCUACUGAUCAGAAUGGCGGUGUGGACGGUUAGUUGGAGGGCUUGGGAUGUCUUACACAAAUAUUGGGUCAUGAUUAGUGUUGGGACAGUAAUCAUUCUGGACAUUAAUGAAUGUUUGCCUCAAUUAUCAAUGAAAGUAAUUAUGGUGGUCUCACUAUAUUUAUUGAAUUUUGACAUGAAAACGAAAAUAAAAGCUCUUUACUUUGUAUA